AUGGAGCGCGAUCAAGAAAAAACAGAGGACCUUUUCGACCGGGAAAACCGCCUCACAGCCUCCCUCCUCCGCACCUUCCAAUCCCUCCUUCACCACGGCGCCUCGCGCGUCGACAACACCGCCAGCGUAGGCCAAGCAGCCUACAACGCCAUGGCGACCGAUAUCCUGAUGAACGGCAUGAUCAAGUCCGUCGAAGAACUGUUGUCUUUGACGCGCACGAUGAGGGAACUUUGGGUG
Molecule: messenger RNA, 237 nt
Organism: Sordaria macrospora k-hell
Lineage: Eukaryota; Fungi; Ascomycota; Sordariomycetes; Sordariales; Sordariaceae
Source: the annotation of a RefSeq genome assembly